Saccoglossus kowalevskii is the source of this 3180-nucleotide messenger RNA. Its product is annotated as TELO2-interacting protein 1 homolog. The record is from RefSeq and is a predicted model, not a curated record. Lineage: Eukaryota; Metazoa; Hemichordata; Enteropneusta; Harrimaniidae. Gene Ontology annotation, cellular component: cytoplasm.
AUGACGGCACAGAGCGCAUUCGAGAGGCUGAAACCUCUGUGUAUCGCUAUCACGAAGGGGCAAACGAAGGAAAACAUGCGAAGAUUGAAUAGCGAACUGGAUAGCAUCAACAAUGACGAUCUUCAACGAUUACAAGAAUAUUUACUGUUCCCACUCAGGAUUGUAAUUAAGAUGGCGCCCACUGCAUCUCAAGAUACAAGUGAAGAAGCCUUAAGAUGUAUGACUAAAGUUAUCAACAAAACAACAAUUACAAACAAGGAACUGUUCACUGAUUUGUUCACUCAACUUGUCAUAAUAAUCAGCUCACCGGUUAACUAUGGACAAGUCAACCAGACAUCAGAAGAACUGAAACUCUCUGUAGUUUUCUGUCUCAGGGCGUUAAUAAAGCAGGCAAAUGAAAGUGUUAUGGAUGUUGUCUAUGCUGAUAAUUUUAUGCCAGCUUUGGGCCACUGUAUUUCUAUUUUACUAUCAAUAGCGGAGCAUGAACAACUGAAAGAAUUACGAAUAGAAUCCAUGUUGUGUCUGCUGGAUCUCAUCCAGUACAAAGACACAAACUUAGAUGGUUUUGGAUCACAUCCUCUCAUCUCUGGUACAUUCUCAUCGUUCCUGCCCGGUAUCACCAUGGCGAUAUGCAGGAUAAUUACAGGAUAUCCAAAACAGGGACAGUCUGUUAUCAUUAAUGCCAUAAAUGUUUGGUCAAAAUUUGUUGCUAUGGUGAUGAAUGAUGCAGUUUUACAAAACCUGUUGUCAAGCAACCAACUAUUUCCAGAUGAGAAGCGACAAACUGAUGAAGGUGGCAAGUCCGAGGAUACAAAUAGUGAUGGAGCUUCGGAGCGUGGCAAGAAACUACGAAUUGUGAGAAAUGAAGAAUGGGUAAAAAACACCAGCAAAAAACUGAACAUACUUAUUAAUAAAAUUGUGAUUUUGAGGACUCAUAUCAGUUGGAAAGUAAGGAUUGCUAUGGUGGAGUUUGCUGAGCGAUUAUUACUUAAUUGUACAAGAUCUUUGUCAGAUAGUGUGUCAUCACAGCUGGAAAUUUUAGUGGGAUUGGUCGGUGAUGACUAUGCCCAAGUCUCUACAGCGAGUCAACAAGCUUUGGAUAGGUACUCCAGGUCCCAUUUACAAACCAAUUCUAAAACAUUGGUUGAAAUUUUAGAAGAAAAUUUACAUACACUGAUGACAUCACUGCCAAGGUUAAUCAGGACAGCCGAUGAUUCGCAGAAGUUAUCAACAUUGAAUUUAGUUCUUGGAUACCUCAAAUUAUUGGGAUUAUUGACAAUGACAAUAGUUCUCUUUGUAGGCGAUAAAGUGAAUUCAUUAUUGUACUCGGCGUCACAUUUAAGGAGAUUAUCGACCGCUUUGAUUCAAGUGUUGGAGUUAGAUACAAGUGAUAUCAAGAUAGUGGAAGAAAAGACACCUUUUUCAGAUUUGCCUGUUCAUACUGGAAUGUCAGACUCUAGUCUCGAUGUUGUGGAUCGUACAGUCAGUCACCAUUAUCCAGGCAGAAGAACUAAGUAUUUUAAGCAUUUCAGAGAUGAGAGAAUAUUUGAGAUUUUAAUGCAGAUUUGUAGACUUUUAGGUUUCCAUGGUAAUAUUCAGCUGCUAACCGACCAUUUUGUGGAUAAAUUCAGAGAGUCAAAUACAGUCAGAAAACAAGUCACUUUAAUCAUCAAUGAAAUUCUACUUGGGACUAUAGGUGAUGAUGUCACUGCUUCAUGUGAUGAUGUCACUACUUCUUGUGAUGAUGUCACUGAUUCAUGUGAUGAUGUCACUGCUUCAUGUGAUGAUGUCACUACUCCAUCCAGGGAUUCCAGGGACAAAAGGAACUUGGAGAGCAUAGUCAGGUCUUUGCUUGAGGAGUAUAUUUCGCCAUCCAACUGGCGCCUAGUGACCAGUAGCCAAUCAGAAGUUGCCUCAUCAAGAAAGAGUGUGUCUGAUAGGCUGUUAGUCUUAUCACAGAAGACAAAUCAACUAUCAUUGGGUACUUUGAAUAGUAACAUACUUCAGAUAUGUCUCUUAUUAGAAGGUGUUGGUGUCUUCGCAAAGGUUCUUGGCAGCAACUUUAAUGUACUUCUGAUUGAUUCACUGUAUCCCGUGAUGGAGAAACUGGGAGACGAGACUGCUGUUAUAAGUCAAACAGCCUACUUGUGUCUGAUUGCUAUUUGCAAAAGCUGUGCAUAUAGUUCUAUAGAAGAUUUGAUUUGUAAGAACUGUGAUUAUUUGAUUGAUGUCAUAUCCCAUAAUUUAAGACAUCUUGAUUGGUUUCCUAAGUCACCUGAUGUCUUAAAAGUCAUGUUGCAGUAUGGCAAUGCGGAUGUAUUACCACUUACACAAGACAUCAUUGAUGAAUUAAAAGAAAAUGUUGAAGAUAAAAAAGAGAGUUUUACGUCUGUUGCCAGUUUUUUUCUGGAAUAUCAGAAACAGAAGAAAACUGCAAGAGGAGAAGUUAGUGAUGAAGAAGAUAAUGAUGAUGGUAGUCAUGACAACAAUGAUGGUGGUUGCCCAGAAAAAGAUGAAACAGUUGAUGAAGAUGAUUUCUCUAAACCAGAUGUCAAACCUGAACAACCUUUACACAUCAGGGUAGUUUUGCAGGUUUUACAGAAGUGUGUACAUUUCUUGAGUGAUAACAAUCCCAGGAUUCGCUUACUGGUACUUGAAAUUGUUAAAAAUUCUGUCUUGGCUCUCCAGAACCACCAAGAUGAUCUACUUCCAUUAGUCCAUCAAAUAUGGCCACCAAUGAUCCAAAGAUUUGUUGACAACGAACAGCUUGUAACAAUACAGGCAUUUCACACACUUUGUGUAAUGGGCUCAAUAUGCGGCGACUUUAUAAGACGACGAGUGGUCAAAGAUAUCUGGCCUAAAUUGAUUGCAUUUCUCAACAGCCAAUCAGCUAUCAGUCUAAAAUCAGGACCAGCAUACAAGCACACUGUUGGAUACAAAAAACAACUGGCGUUUCUGAAUGGAAUUGGUAAACUCUCUGAAAUGGCAGCAUCGUGUACAUUUCAAAGUUUUAUCAAUAUAGAACCGGACAUGACAUGGUUGGUAUUAAAUGAUAUUUACACUCCGAUAAAUACGCUAAAACCACCAUGUCAAGGAUUUUCAGAGAUUAAGUUUGCAGGUUCAAAUUCCCAAGAUAGUGAAUUUGCUGAAAAUGUUGGAAUACUCUUAAAAAAACUCUAG